GCCUGUUUUCCUCUAUGACUAAAAAGAAAGCGAGAAGUACAGAGAGGAAGCUUCAGUUUAGCUUUAGUCAUACGCAAUCACUUUGAAGACAAAUUAAAAACAGAGCGGGAGAGCUGAAUGUUGACUGAAAGAGGGAGCACAUCCAUGCUACAAAACUGCAGAAGAAGGACUGAAAGAAAAACUAAGCGAGAAAAAGGGACUAUGACAACAAUAAAAUAAACACAGAGGAUUGCUUACAAAUUGUGUUCCUAGACCAUACAAAGAGAAACAUCAGAAAAGGCGUUGUAAAGUUCAGGAGUGCAUUGCUGCUUUACGUCAGAGUUUUAUACGCUGACACGCAUCUGAAAAUUGGAAACAGAUAUUGGGAGUCUGUCUGAAAAACAAAGAAAGACGAGGAUAAAAACUAAUUUCAUCAACGUGAACCAUGCUGAUAAAGGAGUAUCGGAUAUGCAUGCCUCUUACAGUCGAUGAGUAUAGAAUCGGUCAGCUGUAUAUGAUCAGCAAGCACAGCAAUGAACAAAGCGGUGGAGGUGAAGGGGUGGAGGUCGUCCGCAAUGAGCCAUGCACAGAUCCCAAACACGGAGCCGGCCAGAUCACAGAGAAACGAAUCUACCUCAACAGCAAAUUGCCCACCUGGAUGAGCAAGUUUAUUCCCAUGGUUUUUUAUGUGACAGAAACAGCUUGGAAUUUCUAUCCUUACACCAUAACAGAGUACACGUGUUCCUUCCUUCCAAGGCUCAACGUCAAGAUUGAAACCCACUUCAAGAACGACAAUGGGUGCAGCCCAAAUGUGUUUGGUGAUAAGCCCACCCCAAAGGACAGUGUCUGCUUUUUAGACAUUUUGAGUGAUCCAAUCCCUGAGAAGCAUUACAAGUCAACAGAGGAUCUAAACAAUUGGGUAUCAGAGAAAACAGGUCGGGGACCCCUAGUGGACGGAUGGAGGAACACCAGUAAUCCUAUCAUGUGCUCCUACAAGAGAGUCACCUGUAGCUUUGAGGUCUAUGGCUUCCAGGGAAGAACAGAGGAGUUCAUUCACAGGAACAUUCGUGACAUUCUGUUGGUGGGACACAGACAGGCCGUGGCAUGGAUUGACGAGUGGCAUGGAAUGACGCUCGAAAAGGUGAGAGAGUAUGAGAAGAUAUCGCAGGAGGAAACCAACAGCAAACUGAAGAAUGAUAUCACAUGCACAGAUUCCACAAAGCGCCCAACCUUCACACGCUCCAUCUCUGUUACGGAUGAAUCGUCACUGAAAAAGAUGGGGGUGAAGACCCUGGACAUCCCAGACUCGUCAUCCUGCACAUCAUCUCUCAAGAGCCCUAUGAGAUUACACUCUACUCCGGAGUAAAACCCCUCAACCUGUUUACACCCCACGAAUACAGAUCUGUCUGAACCUCUGCCACUUCAAUUUCAUGGAACCAUGACAGAUCAUCAUUUAUCAAAAUCCUGGACUACCGCUACAAAACAGGCAUGAACGAAUAAAAUAACAUUCCAUGUUGUAUACUAGAAAUAUGAACAUUUACUCUCAAAUAUGUGAAUAUGUAAUUGUUUAUCGCAUUCCUCAUGGAGAGCAUAUUGUAAAUGAAUAGGUUUGCAGAUGGAAGUGGUUUGUUACACAGACCCACAUGACUGAGAGAGAGAACCAGCAAUCUGCUCCAGUGAGACAACUAGUUGAAAUUAUGGGUGGGUUUCUGGCCUUUGAUCCUGCAUAAUAACUGAUCUUAUAGUCGCACAGGACAUUUGGGAUCUUUAUCAAUAGUACUCAGGGUGAUAAGACUAAAACGGAUGAAUUGUAAGCUUUGUUGUAUAAGGGUAAACAUUACACCUGGAAUUGUGAAGAUGCCCAUUCACACUAUGGACAAUAAUGAUAACAGUUAAGAUUAAGCUUUAAAAACUGUUUGAACUAUAUAAAGAAAAUAAUAAUGGAACAUAGGGCUGCACAAUUAAUCGAAAAAUAGGGAUUACAACUACAACAGGGUUUAUGUCGAACGUCACGUGACCAAACCAGAAAACUGGGUUGAUCGCUUAUAGAGUUGCCGGAAUGUAGCUUGUUAUUGUUAUUCGUAGCAUUACUAUUAUUGUUAUGCUAUUUUUUAUUUUAAUAUCUGAAUAUAUGUGAGAAGAAAAUCCUUUUGUCAAAAGCUAAAAGUUAAAAAAGUAAGUAAAUUUUCUUUUACUUAGGUUUAAGAGGUUAACGAGCAUACUGGAUAUUGGUUAUUCCCAUCUUUGGUAGGUCCUGAAGGCUUCACGUAUAAAAAUAUCACUAUGUCAGGAUAGAGCAUACAGAACCGGAAGCGAUCAACUAUGUUUCACAGUAAUGCAGAAGUAAGUUGCGCAAAUACCCUAUUACAUAUUUGUCAAAAGCCUAACUUAGAGCUGUCCAUUUGUGCUAAUUUCUGGGUAUUUCUGCAGUUUGGGCACCAAAUACAUGAUGUGUCCUUAAGCCAUUCGUUUUAGAUUUUUUUAAACAAAUCAUAAUUAUUUGUUAUUUACAUUAUAUUAUUAUUAAGUUUUGGAUGUUUAGAAUUUACCAUGCAGCUGCUUCACAGAAAGUUAUAAAACAUUUCAAAAAUUCAAUGUAAAAUCUAUUAAACGCAAUGUUUUUUGGUCACGAGCAACUUUGCAACCGUCAGCGUUUGCCACAAAUGUGAAAACAACAAAAUACGGACCGUGGAUAUUAAGUCAUAACCCGCCAUUGUUUACGAAUAUGACACUGAGCUCGCCAGCCGCGCGCCACAGGUAAAUUCCGCUUUCUCACAGAGUUUACCGGUAUUUUGAUACUGAUGUGUGAAUGAUGUCUUACUGCUAAAAAGACGGAACGUCGCUGCAUGUGUGAACAGCACAUUUUUGUAUUUACUGGUAAAUUCAUUCUGGUAAAUUGAUGGUAAUUUAUCAGAAUUACUGUGUGAAAGAGGCUUAUGUUUAACAGGAAUGCAGAAGUAAGUUGCGCAAAUACCCUAUUACAUAAUCGCCAAAAGCCUUAAUUACAGCUGUCCAUUUGUGCUCAUUUCUGUGCAUUUCGGCAGUUUGGGCACCAAAUACAUUGGUAAAUCAAAGAUUUCAAAAUUAAUGAGUUGACGUGUCCUUUAGCCGUUCGUUUUAGAUUAUUUUUACUAACAACAUAACUUCCAUAAUUAUUUGUUAUUUACAUUAAAUUGGGGCUGUAACGAUUAAUAGCGUGUCCCAUUAAAAAUGCCUGUAUUAAAUCGAUUCUGUGUUUCAUGCACAGCUUGUGUGUGUACUACAGUGUUUUGGUCAGUACGAAGUCCUAAUCAAUCUAAAAUCAUUAUGAGUCCGAGUCGUUUAUAACAUGCAUUUAAAAAAGAAACACUUAUUAUCAUUUAUUAUCAUGAAAAUACCGGAAACAAUUUGAAGAACAGAAAUAUAAAUAUCCUUAUAGACAUUUCCUGGAAUAGCGUUUGUAAUGCUACUUCUGUUGCACAAAGGGAGUUUCUGCACGAGAGCACCACCUGGCUUUGGGAUGUGCCGAGAUUUCACCGUAAUAUAGUUAAAAUUCAUUAAUUGAGAAAAUGCGCAUUUGCUCGAUUAAUCGUUACAGCCCUACAUUAUAUUAUUACGUUUUGGAUGUUUAGAAUUUACCAUGCAGCUCCUUCACAGAAAGUUCAAAACUUCAAUGUAAAAAUCUAUUAAUCAGUAAUAAUAAUUGAAGAGUUUCGUUGCAAAACGAGAUAACCCCGUUUUUUUUUUCAGAAAUCUCGUUUUUUGGUUGUGCAUUCCAAUUAAUAUCAAUUCAACUGCAGAUGGUUUGUUUUGAUUUAAACCUACAUAACUUAAAAUAUACAGCUAAGUAGCACCAUAAAACAAAAUAAUAACAUGAGAACAUAAUAAUAAACAUGUUUUGACAAAAAUGUUAAAAAAUCGAUUUAUCUCGUUUUGCAACGAAACUCUUCAAUUGUAAUAACAAUAUCAAGGUGAAUAAUCAACAAUUAUGAUUUUUGUCCUAAUCGUGCAGCCCUAGUGGAACAGAUCACUUCAGAACAAAAAUAUACACCGUAUUUUCCGCACUAUAAGGCGCACUUAAAAGCCUUUAAUUUUCUCAAAAAAUGACAGUGCGCCUUAUAAUCCAGAGCGCCUUAUAUAUGGAUCAAGGCAAACUCCGGGCGCGAGGGCGCUUCGGCGGCCGGCUUGCGCGAGGACGCUUCGGCGGCGCCAGGAUCAGACUGUUUCAUUUACAACAUGUUUACUGAAUUAGGGAAAAGUUCCCUUCCACGUUUGGGAGAAGAGUGAGCAAGGCUGGGAGAUAUUGUUGAUAUGCACAUCAACGUUUGAACAACGUCACCAUGGUGAACUGAGUUUUCAGAAGGCUUAAUAAAGUUUGACUUUAUCUGACAUUCCCUUAGCACAGCUCCAUCUAGUGGAUGCAUAACGCAAACCCAGUCAAACGUAUUGCAGUAUCUUUUAUUCUAUGCGCCUUAUAACCCGGUGCGCCCUAUAUAUUAAAAAAAUUCUAAAAUAGGUCAUUCAUUGAAGGUGCGCCUUAUAAUCCGGUGCGCUUUAUAGUGCGGAAAAUACGGUAUUUCCUUUUCGAAUUUUUGAGGUUUUUGCGCAGUUGACGGGUUUUUUCAUUAGGCGUACUUUUAAUUUGCAAUUUCAAUUUGUGCAAUUUGAAGGGUAAUGGAAAAGCAACUAUUGAAAGCAUCUAUUUGAUUAAAGGGCUCACGCAUUUAAGGUAUAAAAACUGUAGAUUAGCAUAAUGUUAUUUUCCGUUGCUGCGGAUGCUAAUCUAGUUAUUGUUACGUUAUAGUCUCGGUGUGAAUGGGCCUUUGUUUUGUGUUUGUCUAUAGUUAUUCUAUCUUUAAAGGUAAAGUGUGUAAAAAUUAGCUACGCCCCAAAUUCACAUCAGUGGUUGAGCUAACAUUUGCAAUUUGUAAGGAUAUCAACCUACAAAUGGCUUACUUCAUCUCUUCACAUGAAAAGAAUAGAAAAGAAAAAGUCUUAUUGAAAAAAUUACACAAAUUACCUUUAAACUAGCAAUAUUUUUUUUGUAACGUCUUGGGCAAAGGUCUUGCCAAAAAGCAUGAAGAUUAUCAUUUUGUGAAAAAAUGGAAGUUUUAUUAUAAAGAAUCAUUCCAGUUAACGGUAUGCUAGCAAAACAAAUCAUAUCACAUCCUCACUUAUUUGAGGAGUAAAAGACUCAAUAAAAAGUGACUUUGUAGACAAAAGUCUAAGAAUGUU
Messenger RNA from Paramisgurnus dabryanus, 5193 nucleotides. RefSeq names its product phosphatidylinositol transfer protein cytoplasmic 1b (gene pitpnc1b). Gene Ontology annotation, cellular component: cytoplasm. The record is from RefSeq and is a predicted model, not a curated record. Gene Ontology annotation, biological process: phospholipid transport. Gene Ontology annotation, molecular function: phosphatidylinositol transfer activity; phosphatidylinositol binding. Lineage: Eukaryota; Metazoa; Chordata; Actinopteri; Cypriniformes; Cobitidae.